AUGUACGAAGCACAUGACGAGUACGAAUGGCCUACUGUCACCGGCUACGAUUUUGCGCAGGCCAUGCGAAUUCGCCGUGCGCUAGUCAAUGAUGUCUUCGUUGCGCUGGAGAAGACAGGUAGGGUCAAGCUUGUGGGUGAGCAGGCGCAGAGUGUGCCGAAUACACUGCAGAGCAGCGGAAAGAAGGUUGAUGACACUGCUGGUGGAAGCAAUGCUGGACGCAAACGCAAACGCAAGAAUGAAGACAGGGAUUACGAAAGUGAUGAAUUCCUCAGCAAGACGAUGCGUGAACUACUCAUUAUGCUGAAGGGUCCCAUCUCAGUAUACACCAAACAAAUAAGCACCACUUGUGGAGUCAAGCCUGAAGUUCAGCUGGCCGAUAUCGUUCAUGAUACCUUGGUAUAUGAUUUGGAUGAUUUGGAUAAUUGGGAUGAUUACUAG
This is a messenger RNA of Pyrenophora tritici-repentis Pt-1C-BFP, 441 nucleotides long. RefSeq lists its product as uncharacterized. The record is from RefSeq and is a predicted model, not a curated record. Lineage: Eukaryota; Fungi; Ascomycota; Dothideomycetes; Pleosporales; Pleosporaceae.